Messenger RNA from Cherax quadricarinatus, 1284 nucleotides. RefSeq names its product agrin-like. Gene Ontology annotation, biological process: G protein-coupled acetylcholine receptor signaling pathway; receptor clustering. Lineage: Eukaryota; Metazoa; Arthropoda; Malacostraca; Decapoda; Parastacidae. The record is from RefSeq and is a predicted model, not a curated record. Gene Ontology annotation, molecular function: laminin binding.
GUCGCGUCUCCUGUGGUUGGCUCAGUGUGGCCGCCGGCCCCGAACAGGACGGAAGCAAGUGUGUGUGAGCGGUCCCGGUGACUCAGCCCAGGUGUGCGCUAGAAGUCUGACACCUUCAUUCACACACGCUUGAGUACUACUUAUAUUUCGCGACUUAAUAAUGUUUCAGUGCGGACCGAGAUGUCGUCCAGUUUUCGGUUUCAUUUUGUGGAUUAUUUAUGAUAUUUGUCUAGCUACGCUAGUGUAACCUUUAUUGUACCUAAAUAGACAGUAAUGUUCUUUGAGUGUUUGUGUUUAUCCUUAUAAGUCUUACGCUAAUAAGAACAUAUUUCAUGCGAAAGUGAGAGAUAUUUGAAGGUCAUUUUGAAUAUGUGGAUUUCUAAAGGGGAAACAAUGCGGCUGUUAGUGGUGUUGAUUUGUUUACUAGUGAUAGUGUCGGUGGCGGGCUCGAGAGGCAGGAGACCACGCCGUCAAAAUCUCAGAUGGCAGGCCAGGGCGCAGCGUCGAAGGUCCCAGACCCUCCCUGAACACCCAGAGUUUGGUGCACCAGGGCCUACUAGAAUGCCUGAGCAUACCUCCGUCUGCCCUGAUCGACUCACGCUGGAGGAGCGGGAAGAACUAGCUAAUCUCAUUUUUACUGGCCGUGUGGAAUGGCUUACAGGUGGCAGGACUUUGGCCAGCCGUAGCAAUGUGGGCGUUGAGGGCGUGGCUGGGGGCGUACGGGUCAAGAGAGUGUUUAAAGGAGGAGCGAGCCUGGCAGAGCAGGUGGUGCAGGUGGACGGCCUCGGGGGGUGGAAGGUGUGUCAGUCCCGUGCCAGCGUGAGGGACACACAUAUCUUUCUCACCAACAUAGAUCACCAUGGCAGGGUUACACUCAACUCCUCUCUCGUGAGACUCACACUCAAGAACCUCAGGACCAUAGCCAAGGCUGUGACAGGCGAAACUGCACUACAUUCACUUUGGUCAAAGAUCAGUGAUUCAGCAUUCUCAGAAGAGGAUUUUCACUGAAGGUCUCUAAAGAGAGAGGAAUGAACAAUCAUUUCCCCACGAAUAUGAGUAGGCUGAGAGCUGCUCAGGAUCCUGAGAUUCCCGCGAAUAUAUUUGCAGUGAACUGAUAUAUAGUAUUGUAGUCUCCCACCUUUAAUGUUUUAAAUGGUGCAGUGCGAUGUUAUUAUCACGAAUAGAACCCUACAUGUUUUUUAUGAAGUAAUAUUCUUCUUGUCAUCAGUUUAAGUCACUCCUGUUAGCAGAAUUUCGGAAACAGUAUUUGUCAUGUCUACAAGA